Messenger RNA from Vanrija pseudolonga, 2241 nucleotides. RefSeq lists its product as uncharacterized. Bases 1 to 2241 code for a protein of 746 amino acids. NCBI's taxonomy places the organism in Eukaryota, Fungi, Basidiomycota, Tremellomycetes, Trichosporonales, Trichosporonaceae. The transcript has 5 exons. The record is from RefSeq and is a predicted model, not a curated record.
AUGCCCGGCGGGUACCCUUACCACCACCACCACUUCCAGCUCAAGGAGAUACAAGGUCACUUAUCCACCCAGUUAUGGAACGAAGUGGUUGAAGAGGUGCGCGGCGACUUCUCGCCCGAGGACGUCCUCCUCCCGCCCGAACCCGACGACGAGCAUGUCGUCCACUCGCCACCUGGGCUAGGCGAGUCUCUGCGCACCCUCUCGGACGUGCACACUCAGGAGCAGAGCCUACAGGAGCUGCUCCAGCUCACGUCGCCGCCAGCCGUGCCGCGCCCGCUUACGGCUUCGCCUUCCCCCGGCACCGAGACGCCACCGUCGAGCGACCCCGCCACCCCGACCGACCUGAGUGACUCGUCGAUGCACAUUGACCUGAACUUUGACGACUUCGACGUUGAGGACGUCGACGCGAGUGGUGGCAACGGAAUCCUCCUGCCCGAGCCCCGGCCCACUCGCACCCCCUCCCCUCCACACCCACGCGACUACAUGCUCAUGCUGGUACGCUUCGGUAUCUGCCAGGUUCGCCCACACGAGCACCGCCCAGGCCCUCCUCCCCCACCCGGCCUGAAGCCCAGCAUCAUGGGAAGCGCGUACCUCGCCGACCUCGUCUCGGUGGCGAGCGACUUUUCGGAGGUUCUGCACACGAGCCGCCCGAAAUCGGCCACAAAGGCUGUGGCAUCGAGACCUGCAGAGUAUGGGGCUGCAGAAGACAUUGCCCGUGCCAUGGCGCUGGGGCACGCCCACUGCGCCCUGUAUGACCUGUUUGACGCGGACGUGCGCAUUGCACCCAACAGCACGUACGAAGAAAUAAUUGGCGGUCUCUUGUCGGCGCUCGUGGACGGGCCUGUGAUGAGUUACUCUGCAUCGACUGGUACGGGUGUGGCAGUAUUGGAGUUGCUUCAGCUCGGCAACUUAAUCACCUCUCGCCCGGCGUUGGCGAUGGGUGUGCGUCCUGACUCCAUUCGACUUCCUCUGAACAGAGACACGUCCAACAACGAGUCUCAGUGCGGGUGGGAUCUCGUUGUCCCGAUGCUCAGUGCUGGGGUUGCGUGGGGCCCAUCGCCAAACGCCGAAUCGGAGGGAUGGUUCCCUUGGUUGUUCAUCGAGCCGCUCGGCCUUCGUGGCGACCAGGCGGCCGCAAAUGUCCGACUGUUCACUGCCAUGCGCGUGGCCCUUGGUAUCUACAGCAAGCUCUUCAAAGCCGCCCAAACGGUCAAGCCCGUGUUCACCCAGCCACGCGCACAUGUUACAACCGUGGUGUACGGCCUCCAGACCUGUGGCGUCAUGUGGCGUCUCUUUGCCAUGGUCGACAAGGACAAUGAGACUUUUCCCGUCAGCACAAUCUGGAGUGGCAACGUUGAGGAGCCUGAGAGCAUGGCCCGUGCCGUCGGAGUACUGCGCAAGAUUUCGCACGAAGUCGAGGAGCGGCUCCAGUGCAUCCGUAACUGGAUCGCCUGCGUGUGUGGCAUUUUCGGCUCCUCGAAGCUAAUUACGCCAUCUCGCAAGGCGGGCAGUGACGCCUUAGCUGCAAUGUUCUCCAGCCCCACCUCGAGGCUCAAGCGUCCUCCUUCGGCUGUUCGCAUCACAGAGCCCAUGCCUCUUCGCUCUCCGAUUGCUGCGGCAGUCCUGAAGAAGUCUCCCGAGUUCGGCCCUCCAGGUUUUCCCGUCACACUCAAGCAUUCCCGCGACAACUCGACAUCGACGCCUUUGUCUCUGGCCCCAGGUUCUCCCAUUCCUUCUCGCCAGGACAGUCCUGCUGAGAAGAAGUUCAGGCCAUGGGUUCCGCCGUUUCAGCCCCGUGCCGCCUCGGCUGCGCCAUCCUUACCGACACGUCAGCCCGUCCGCCCUCCGCCCGGGUUUGAGAACGUCUUCUCCCACCCCCCACCUCCUCCUCCGCCCCCUGGCCUUGUUGGGCACUGGGCUCCCGCACCUGUCCUGUACAUGGCUUCAAACGUCAACUGGUCCAACAACGGACAGUACAACACGUGGGGCUUUGGGAACCAAGGCCCUCCUCACGCUCAUGACCCCUACCCGUAUGGCCAUGCGGGGCAGCCCUCGCAGUCAUUCUUCGGGCCCGUCGGCGGCUUUGCCUACCCCGACCGCCGGCAAGGCGCUCCUCAGAUCAGUGGCGGGCCAUCGAUGCCAAUUGGGCCUGGUCCCAUUGGAUCACGAGCGCCGAGUUACGCCACUGUGGCGAGCAAGAAUGCAAACUACCGCAAUGGCGGCGGGAGGAUCGCCUCGUAA